This is a messenger RNA of Dictyostelium purpureum, 1002 nucleotides long. RefSeq lists its product as uncharacterized. Gene Ontology annotation, molecular function: protein binding. NCBI's taxonomy places the organism in Eukaryota, Evosea, Eumycetozoa, Dictyosteliales, Dictyosteliaceae. The record is from RefSeq and is a predicted model, not a curated record. The coding region runs from base 1 to 1002 and encodes 333 amino acids. The transcript is spliced from 2 exons.
AUGAAAACAAACUCUCCUCAAGCACCAGAUCCAUAUUAUAUAUUAAGAGGUCACAAAGCUCAUAUAAAUUCAAUUGUAUUUGAUAAACAAAAUUCAAAUAUAUUAUAUUCAGGUUCGGGAGAUGGCGAAUUAAAGCUAUGGAAUAUAGAAGAAAAGAAAUGCUUGUCCACUUUGGCUCCCCAUGUUGAGGGUGGUGUCUUAUCCCUACAAUCCACUCUGGGUGGUCAUUUAAUAAGUCAAGGUCGUGAUGGAACAAUUAAAAUAUGGAGUACUACCGAUGGUUCAACUUUAACAAAUAUUUUCAAAUUAGAAACAUAUUCAAUGUCUUUAGGAAAAUGUUAUUCGUUAUUGUCAUCUUUACCAUCAACAGAUAGCGGCUCCACCAAUUUACUUUCUAUUUCAUCUGAAGAAUCAAAAAUCGAUAUAUGGGAUUUAAAUAAUAAAUCAAUUAUUACCAAAUUAAAACCAACAAAUAAUCAAUUCUCUGACAAAUUGGGACUUCCAAUGAAUAUGAAAUUAAUAUCCUCUGGCAGCAAUGAUUCUAUAAGGCUAUGUGCUGGCUAUGAAAGUGGGGAAAUGUUAAUGUGGGAUCUCCGAAAUGAUUCUGUUCCAUUGGUAUCCUCAAAGCUUCAUAGUGAACCAAUAUUAUCAUUUGAUUUAUCAAAAGAUGGCAUUAGAGGUAUUUCUGGUUCUGGUGAUUCAAAUAUUAUAGAGUUUAACAUAAAUUACGAAACUAGAAAAUUCGAUGUUACCAAAACUCAUAAACUAAAUAACCCAGGUAUAUCAGAAAUUAAAAUAAGAAAUGAUGAAAAAAUUUAUGCAACUUCUGGUUGGGAUAAAAGAAUUCGUAUUUUCAAUUUCAAGAAACAAACACCGUUGGCUAUUCUCAAGUAUCAUAGUGAAAGUGUUUAUUCUAUCGAUUUUAGUGGUGAUAAUAUUUUGGCAUCAGCUUCAAAAGAUUCAAGAAUUGCUUUGUGGGAUAUAUAUAGAACAAAACAAUAA